Globicephala melas (long-finned pilot whale) is the source of this 267-nucleotide messenger RNA. RefSeq names its product chromosome 3 C5orf46 homolog (gene C3H5orf46). Lineage: Eukaryota; Metazoa; Chordata; Mammalia; Artiodactyla; Delphinidae. The record is from RefSeq and is a predicted model, not a curated record.
AUGGCUGUCUCAGUGCUACAGCUGACAGUUGUUUGGGGACUGCUUGUCUUAAUCCUGACUUGCCAAGCCGAUAACAAACCAGAGAGCAAGUCAGAUGACAAGCCAGAUGACUCGGGCAAAACCCUAGAACCAGCCUUUCCAAACUUCCUAAGCCUCUUGGGCUCGGAGAUCAUUGAGAAUACGGUGGAGUUCAUCAUCUGCUCCAUGAUGAAGAGCAAAGGAUAUAUGAAAUGUGAUGAGAAAAAAGAAGAAGAUUCAUCAGAGUGA